Meloidogyne enterolobii is the source of this 683-nucleotide messenger RNA. The record is from the annotation of a GenBank genome assembly. NCBI's taxonomy places the organism in Eukaryota, Metazoa, Nematoda, Chromadorea, Rhabditida, Meloidogynidae.
UUAUAGAACAAGAGAAGUUGGAUUAUUAAUUCCAAAUUUAUUCGUCGAGUCAAAAUGUGAUUCUGGGGAUAUUGCUUUACUUGAAUUAAUGGAGGAAGUAAAUUAUAGAAAAAUACAUUUAGCCCGUCCAACCACUCCUUUACCUUCAAAUAAAAUUUUAUAUGCUUCUGGGUAUGGUUAUGAUCCAGAAAGGAAAAUAUUAACUGAUAUGGAUGAAUUAAAGACUGUUGAAGUUAAUGUACUGGCAAAAUGUCCAAAAUAUUUAGAAAGGGAGGAUGACGCUAUUUGUGCUGAUGAAGUUGUUUUGGACCAAAAUGUUUGUGAGGCAAGUUUAUACAUAACUUGGAGGGAGGGAGGAGGAGGGGGAGAGGAUGCCUAAAUAUAUCCCCCCCUUAAAAGGUACUAACGAGUUAUCUUACCUCAAAAGAGUGUAUGAGGUCCGACUGCAAUUAAAUGAUAACCGUCCGAAAUUUUAGGAGCAUUUCAUUUUUUGCUAAAUUUAAGGGAGACAGUGGAGCUUCUUUAAAAGACAUAGAAAAUGUUACUACUAUUUUUGGUAUUUUUAAAUUUGGUUUUAAAAAAUUAAAAUUUUUUUUGAUUAAAGGCGUUGUGUCUUUUGGUUCUUUGUGUGAUGAAAUGUUAAAUGAUGAUCUGCGUGCUCUCCCAAUUGAAGGUAUUACAUC